This is a messenger RNA of Paramecium pentaurelia, 628 nucleotides long. The record is from the annotation of a GenBank genome assembly. Lineage: Eukaryota; Ciliophora; Oligohymenophorea; Peniculida; Parameciidae.
AUGAAUUAAACAUAAACCAAUCUAUCUUAAGUCAGAUAAAAAGAAAAAGUGUCACUCAAUGAAGGUUUGCCUAAAAUUGAUCCUAGAACUGUUAUUGAAGAACUUAAAAGCCAUUUGUAUUCUGAUGACAAUUUUAAAAAGUGUUACAUUAAUUUCGAUAUAGACUUUUCUCAGAUGCAGAAGAUAAGAAAUAUAGAGAAAACUUUUAAUUGUUUGAUAGAGAUAGUGAUGAAAGAAUUAAUUUUACAGAAUUAUAAGAACUAUUAACAUCAAUUGGUUAUGUUUAUGAUGAAUAAGAAUUAAGUGAAUUAUAUAAAGAAUUAGAAGAUUCAGAAGGUUAAGGUAUCAGAUCAGAUGCCUUAUUUAUCUUAGUAAGUAAGAAAAAAAGAGAAUAAGAUAGAGAAGAAUAAUUGAUUGAAGGUAUAAUAAUUCAUUUAAGUUUAUAGCAUUUAAAUCAGUAGAUUUAGAAAACACAGGAUAUAUUUAGAGUGAACAUUUUAAAGAAUUAUUGAUGACUAUGGGAUAUAGAUUUACUGAAGAUGAAGCAGAUGAAUAUAUGAAAUUUAUAGAUCCAAAAAAUGAAGGCAAAUUCCUUUAUAUUGACAUUGUUAAGAAAAUACUUAAAUGA